Conger conger (European conger) is the source of this 474-nucleotide messenger RNA. Its product is annotated as galectin-2-like. Gene Ontology annotation, molecular function: carbohydrate binding. The transcript is spliced from 4 exons. NCBI's taxonomy places the organism in Eukaryota, Metazoa, Chordata, Actinopteri, Anguilliformes, Congridae. The record is from RefSeq and is a predicted model, not a curated record. The coding region runs from base 60 to 461 and encodes 133 amino acids.
GCCUGCAAACCUCCACACAGAAGACCAGCUCAUCUCCUGUCCACAGUGCCUUCAGUAUAAUGGAGCUUGAACUGAAGAAUGUGAAACUCCAAGCUGGAGACAAGCUGCUCUUGGAAGGAACAGUUCUGGAAGAUGCAGAGAGGUUCCAGAUUGACCUGGGCUGUGACCCCGAAGAUCUCUCCCUGCACUUUAACCCCCGUUUCCAUGACGACAUUGAUGGAAGGGUCAUCGUGUGCAAUUCCAGGUGUGAAGGCUACUGGGGCUCUGAGCAGAGAGAGACCCACAACCCCUUCAACAGAGGGGCAAAGGUGAAGGUGACGGUAAAGCUUAUGGGGUCGGGCUUUGAGGUGGAGCUCCCUGAAGGACAGGCGAUCCACUUCCCCGACCGCCGUGGCCUGGAAGCCGUGACCUACGUCCGGGUCAGAGGUCACAUCAAACUCGGCACUUUCAAGAUCUGCUGAAGGGCCCGGCCAA